CGUCACGUGACGGGUCGGCAGCGCCGGCGGUUGCUGUCAGCUGAUUCCCCGGGUUGGUGGCAGCCGCAGCGCAGCAGAGGCGAUGGAGUUUCUCCUGGGGAACCCGUUCAGCUCUCCGGUGGGACAGCGCAUCGAGAAAGCUACAGAUGGCUCCCUGCAGAAUGAGGACUGGGCCCUCAACAUGGAGAUCUGCGACAUCAUCAACGAGACCGAGGAAGGUCCCAGAGAUGCCUUCCGAGCAGUGAAGAAGAGAAUCGUGGGGAAUAAGAACUUCCACGAGGUGAUGCUGGCUCUCACGGUCCUGGAAACCUGCGUCAAGAACUGCGGGCACCGCUUCCACGUGCUGGUGGCCAGCCAGGACUUCGUGGAGAGUGUUCUGGUGAGGACCAUCCUGCCCAAGAACAACCCGCCCACCAUCGUGCACGACAAGGUGCUCACCCUCAUCCAGUCCUGGGCUGACGCGUUCCGCAGCUCGCCCGAUUUGACAGGUGUGGUCACUGUCUACGAGGACCUGCGGAGGAAGGGCCUGGAGUUCCCGAUGACCGACCUGGACAUGCUGUCGCCCAUCCACACGCCCCAGAGGACUGUGUUCAGCUCGGAGACACCAUCAGGACAGAAUUCUGUGGGCACUGAUACCAAUCAUCGAGGGGACUCCAGCCAGCACACUACCCCUCUGUCCGCCCCGGCUGUGCUCCCCAGCGACACACCCAUAACGCCAACCCCUGAGCAGAUUGGGAAGCUGCGCAGCGAGCUCGAGAUGGUGAGUGGGAACGUGAGGGUGAUGUCAGAGAUGCUGACGGAGCUGGUGCCCACCCAGGCAGAGCCCACAGACCUGGAGCUGCUACAGGAGCUCGACCGGACGUGCCGAGCCAUGCAGCAGCGGGUCCUGGAGCUCAUCCCCCGGAUCGCCGACGAACAGCUGACAGAGGAGCUACUCGUCGUCAACGACAAUCUCAACAAUGUGUUCCUGCGCCACGAACGGUUUGAACGGUUCCGAACAGGCCAGACCGCCAAGGCCCCAAGUGAGGCCGAGGCGGCAGCUGACCUGAUGGACAUGGGCACUGACCCAGCAGCCCCCAGCAGCCUCUCGUCCCAGCUGGCGGGAAUGAACCUGGGCUCCAGCAGCGUGAGGGCUGGCCUGCAGUCCCUGGAGGCCUCUGGCCGCCUGGAAGACGAGUUUGACAUGUUUGCGCUGACACGGGGCAGCUCACUGGCUGACCAACGGAAAGAGGUGAAAUAUGAAGACCCCCAAGCAACGGAUGGGCUGGCUGGAGCCCUGGACGCCCGGCAGCAGAACACUGGAGCGAUGGGAGGCAGCAGCGAGAAGAGCCUCAGUGACUGGAUGGUGAGACAAGGCAUGGUGAGGAGGGGCCAGGCCGGCCACCCGGAGAGCUGGGGCUGCCGCUCGCAGGGGUCCUGCCCGGGGGGUGCUGUCGGAGGGAGGGGGACCGUUAGACCCAGAGGAGAAGGAGGGGCGCUGUGCAUGCCCGGGCAGCCGAGGGCCUGCUGGGCCCAGCCCAGCGUUCAGCACGGUCCCACUCCCUCUGCUCUUGCUUCCACGGCCCCCCAGUGCCCACUUCUGGCUCCUGACUUGGAAGCAAGGCCCAGACAGCCCCUCGGGCAGCUGAGAGGUGGCCGGGGCUCGCCUGGUUCUGGGGCGAGCACCAGCAGAGGGCCGAGCGGGAGAGGGAGCUGGUGUGGGCGGCCCAGGGCACUUGCUGCUGCUGUUGCUGGUGCUGCUGGUGCUGCUGGGAAGCGGCUCCUGCUCUUCUCUGGGCUCUCCUGCUGCCCACUGGCCUCCUCAGCUGCUGGGGACAGAGCUUGGGGACUGAACUGGCUUGGUUGGAAAAAGACUGUCUCUCGCUCUCUUUCCCAAAGUAACUCAGUGGUAACUAGCAUUUCCUGAGCGUCUACUCUGUGCCUGGCACUGUGCUAAGCUCUUAAAAGCCAUCAUCUCAGUUAAUCCUCACAGCAACCCGGACGGUAGGUACUGUUGUUAUCCUCCCUAACGAUGAGCCCAGUGAGGUUCAGAGAAGUUAACCUGCCCAGGGUCACACUGUAUUAAGGGGGCCGAGCCAGAAUUCAGUUUCUCUGACACCAAAGUCUGUGCCCAUUACCUCCACUGGAUUCUCCCUCUGAAGAUGCUGUUAGAGAAGGAAGCCCCAGACCCCAGCCCCUGUGCAGGAGCCUUUGUGGUAGAGCCCAUGUCUUUGUGGCCCAGAGUGAAGUGUCCCCGUGCAUGGCCACAGCCCGAGUCCAUCAGCCUGGCCUUGUCUGGUCAUCUGGGCACUCCCUCCACUCCAGCCCUUCUGUGGCCCUCUCCACCGUGCACCCUGGGUCUGAGGAGGUGUGGGAGACCCGGUGGUCCCUGGCCCACAAUGGUGCCCCUUCUGGACCUUGAUGGCCGGCCCUGCCUGGGCUUUGCAUGUUCAUCUGUCAGGGGCUCCUCAGCAC
This is a messenger RNA of Diceros bicornis minor, 2454 nucleotides long. RefSeq names its product target of myb1 membrane trafficking protein (gene TOM1). Gene Ontology annotation, cellular component: membrane; endosome. The transcript has 13 exons. The record is from RefSeq and is a predicted model, not a curated record. Lineage: Eukaryota; Metazoa; Chordata; Mammalia; Perissodactyla; Rhinocerotidae. Gene Ontology annotation, biological process: signal transduction. The coding region runs from base 83 to 1906 and encodes 607 amino acids. Gene Ontology annotation, molecular function: ubiquitin binding; clathrin binding; phosphatidylinositol binding.